ACAGCGCGAGCGCGAGCGCGAGCAGCCGCCCUGCCUAGCUUAGCCUGGUGACUCGUAACGCCCGCGCGCUCCCUCUCGCUCCACCCAGCCAGUCACGAGGCGCGCGCAGGCAGCAGCAAUGGCCUUCUACUACGGCGUGAGCGGGCAGUCGUCGUCCGCGGCGGCGGCGUGGGCGGCGCCGCCGAGCAGCAGGCCGUGGACCAAGGCGGAGGACAAGGUCUUCGAGGGCGCGCUGGUGACGUUCCCGGAGCACGUGCCGAACCGGUGGACGCUGGUGGCGUCGCGGCUGCCGGGGCGCACCGCGCAGGAGGCCUGGGACCACUACCAGGCGCUGCUGACCGACGUCGACCUCAUCGAGCGCGGCAUGGUCGAGGCCCCGGACUCCUGGGACGAGGACGCGGCCGCCGGUGGGGGCCGCGGGGGCGCCGGCCGCGGCCGCGGGGCCGGGGGCGCCGACGAGCGCCGCCGCGGCGUGCCCUGGACCGAGGAGGAGCACAGGCUGUUUCUGGAAGGGCUCGAGAAGUACGGGCGCGGCGACUGGCGCAACAUCUCGCGGUGGUCGGUGAAGACGCGCACGCCGACGCAGGUGGCCAGCCACGCGCAGAAGUACUUCAUCCGCCAGGCCAGCGCCGGCAGCCGCGGCGACUCCAAGCGCAAGAGCAUCCACGACAUCACCACCCCGUGAUCGGGCCGUGGCCGUGGAGCACAACGAGCACAGAGCAGCAAAGAUCCAGCCCAGGCUAUCUGAUGAUCUGCCUGCAUUUAUCCUAUAGCUUCUACCUUUGCGAGACGGGGGAAAAAAACAGCCGUCCCUGUGGUUGUAGAUGUGUGGGCAAAAAUAAGCCAGCGGUUGGAAUCUAGCUAGCUAGCGUCUGGAACUUGUAUUAAGCGGUACUCUGGUAUAAUGGAAUAAACUGUGCUUGUGUGCAUCCUG
Molecule: messenger RNA, 934 nt
Organism: Panicum virgatum (switchgrass)
Lineage: Eukaryota; Viridiplantae; Streptophyta; Magnoliopsida; Poales; Poaceae
Product: transcription factor DIVARICATA-like
Exons: 2
Coding region: 119-685 (188 amino acids)
Molecular function (GO): DNA binding
Source: RefSeq, a predicted model, not a curated record